Molecule: messenger RNA, 564 nt
Organism: Arabidopsis lyrata subsp. lyrata
Lineage: Eukaryota; Viridiplantae; Streptophyta; Magnoliopsida; Brassicales; Brassicaceae
Product: E3 ubiquitin-protein ligase ATL31
Exons: 1
Coding region: 139-519 (126 amino acids)
Source: RefSeq, a predicted model, not a curated record
AAAAAGAAAAUAAAACUCUAAUCCUAAUGGGAAGAUUGGUUUGAUAUGUAAUUCUAAAUAUACUUUUCUAAAGUAAAAAAAAAUCACGUUUUGAUAUUUCUUCUGGUAGGAACAAACGAAAACGAAGUAUACGUGAGGAUGGAUACUACUGAUGAAAUUAUCAUUGGUUUGUUCAUCAUCUCCUUGAUCGUCACCGUAAUUGCUCACUGUUGCGAAAAUACAAGUCUCCCUCCCACGGGAUUACCUCCCGAGACAAUCCACCAAACUGUAAAGCCUCAACAAGACAUUGAAACCGGACAGAGGAAAACCCUAGUUUUCAAAGAUAUCAAAGAAGGAGGAGAAGAAGAAGGGAGUGGUAAACGUUUUUGUCCAAUUUGUUUGGAAGAGUACGAGGAUGAUCAUCAGAUUAGGCGAUUAAAAAAGUGUGGACAUGUUUUUCAUCUUUUGUGUAUUGAUUCUUGGCUUACACGGGAACGAAGCUGUCCAAGUUGUCGCCGUUCUGUUGAUUUGAUGAGUUAAUAAUAAAUAAAUAAAACCUAAUAAUCUAAAGACCUAAAGUGAAUA